AGUCUUGUGUCCUUCGUGGUCCAUUGUCCUGCCCCCUGGGCUCCUAGUGCAUCUAUUUGUCCCCAAAGAGAAGAGGGACAGGGAUUCUAGUUGGGUAUGUCUCUGAAGCUGGCACUUUCCCAUUUCCAAUGAGCAGGGCUUGCAGCCUCCAAACCAGAUGUGAUUAAGCAGCUGGAGCGAGUGGAAGGCCCGUGGGUGCCCGAGGAAGCGGCUCCGGCAGUCAGCUGGCCAGAUUUUGAAACUAGGCCUGAAACCACACAGUUAUAUCCAGAAUUGGGCCUUUCUAUGGAAGUGUCGUCCCAUGAGAAAUUUCUAACAGAUGAUGCUUAUGUCUUCCCGUUGGGAGAAGACUUGGAAUGUGGUGCCUGGCUUAAGAAGAAGUGGAGCAGCGAAGGAGAGGAACUUUGUGAAUAUAAUGACUAUGGCAAGGUCUUCUGUGGACAUGUAAGACUUCCUGAAUAUCAGAAGAUUCCUUCCAGAGAGACUUAUGGAUGUGAGCAAUGUGGGAAAGCCUUUCAACAGAGAUCGGGAUUUAGGGACCAUCAGAGAAUUCAUACUGGAGAGAAGCCUUAUGUGUGUACUCAGUGUGGGAAAUCCUUCAGCCGCAAGGCCACCCUGACUUCCCAUUACCGACUUCAUAUUGGUGACAGACCUUAUGAAUGUGAGGAAUGUGGAAAGGCCUUUCAUCAGAGGUCAGGACUUACUGAACAUCAGAGAAUCCAUACAGGAGAGAAGCCUUAUGAGUGUAAAGAAUGUGGAAAGGCCUUCCGACAGCAUGUGCACCUAACUUCCCAUCAGAAAAUUCACAUGAGAGAGAAUGCUUUUCUAUGUACUAUAUGUGGGAAGUCCUUCCCCUGCAAGUCAACCCUGACUUCCCAUUACAAAAUUCACUCUGGUGACAGACCUUAUCGAUGUAAUGAUUGUGAGAAGGUUUUCCACCACAGAGCAGACCUUAUUAGACAUCAGAGGAUUCAUACUGGAGAGAAGCCUUAUGAAUGUACUCAAUGUGGGAAAUCCUUCAGCCGCAAGUCCACCCUGACUUCCCAUAUUCACACUCGAGAGAAGCCUUAUGCCUGUACUCAAUGUGGGAAAUCCUUCAGCUGCAAGGCCACCCUGACUUCCCAUUACCAACUUCAUAUUGGCAACAGACCUUAUGAAUGUGAGGAAUGUGGAAAGGCCUUUCAUCAGAGGUCAGGACUUGCUGAACAUCAGAAAAUUCAUACUGGAGAGAAGCCUUAUGAAUGUAAAGGAUGUGGAAAGGCCUUCCGACAGUUUCAGGAGCCGCACCCAAAGCUCCUUACAGGGGAUGAUGUCAUCACCCUCCCUCCAAUGAACAGGCCUGGAUCCUCAUCUUCGUCCUGCCUGCCAACCGUGGGUGUCCCCCGGGGCUCUCUCCUGGGCCCCCUUCUCUUCUCCCUCUGUACGGUCUCACUGGAUGACGUCCUCAGCUCCCAUGGAGUCAAUCACCAUCUCGAUGCUGAUGAUUCCCCGAUGUAUAGCUCCAGUUCUGACCUCUUGGCUCCCAUCAACUGCCCACUGGACACCUUGAACUGGAUGUUCUGUAGUCAUCCAGCGCAUCCUUGA
Molecule: messenger RNA, 1584 nt
Organism: Vombatus ursinus (common wombat)
Lineage: Eukaryota; Metazoa; Chordata; Mammalia; Diprotodontia; Vombatidae
Product: zinc finger protein 501-like
Exons: 5
Coding region: 286-1584 (432 amino acids)
Biological process (GO): negative regulation of transcription by RNA polymerase II
Molecular function (GO): DNA-binding transcription repressor activity, RNA polymerase II-specific
Source: RefSeq, a predicted model, not a curated record